AAGAUUCUUCUUCAAACAGCUGAUCGCUUUUGCGUUACCGUUAUUUUAGAAUUAAUUUAUCCCAGAUAUGUGUUAGCUGUAAAAACAAAAUGGAAAAAAGGAAUUGGUGGUUUUUAUUUGGGGUGAUUUGUUUUUUAACUGUAGUAACAAGAUUCCACAAAGUAUCUGAACCUGAUCAUGUUUGCUGGGAUGAAACACAUUUUGGGAAAAUGGGAAGUUGGUAUAUUAAUAGGACAUUCUUCUUUGAUGUUCACCCUCCUUUGGGAAAGAUGUUGAUUGGUUUAUCAGGAUAUCUCACAGGCUAUGAUGGUACAUUUGCAUUCGAUAAACCUGGUGAUAAAUAUGAAAACACAAGUUAUUUAGGAAUGAGACUGUUUUGUACGUCUUUAGGUGCAACAUUAGUUCCGAUGGCAUUUUUAACUGUAGAUGAGCUAACAAAAUCUACAACUUCUGCUGUGUUUUCAUCACUUUUGAUUUUAUUUGAUGUUGGGUUAAUAACUCUGACACAGUACAUUCUUCUGGACCCUAUUUUGCUUUGUUUUAUGAUGGGUUCCAUAUUGGGAGGUGUAAAAGUCUCUUCCAAUAGAAUAAAAGAAUUUUCCAUAAAUUGGUGGUUAUGGUUAGCUUUUACAGGGACUAUGUUGUCUUGCUGCAUAUCAGUUAAAUUUGUAGGUUUAUUUGUGGUUCUAUUGGUAGGUUUUAUGACUGUGGCAGACUUGUGGAAUAUACUGGGAGAUAUGGCCAGACCUGUUACUGACACUAUUAAACAUCUAAUAGCCAGAGGUAUUUGCCUUAUAGUUUGGCCCAUUCUACUUUACUCCCUAUUCUUUUAUAUCCAUUUAAAGGUCCUAAAUAGAAGUGGUAAUGGGGAUGGUUUUUAUAGUUCGGCUUUUCAAUCGCAAUUAAUCGGCAACAGUUUGCAUAAUGCCAGCAUGCCCCGCCAGGUGGCGUAUGGGGCUAUAGUGACCUUGAAAAAUCACAGAACUGGAGGAGGGUACUUGCACUCCCAUUAUCACCUGUAUCCUGAGGGAAUUGGGGCUAGACAACAGCAAAUAACAACUUACACCCAUAAGGAUGACAACAACAAAUGGUUGAUAAAAAAAUACAAUUCCGAAGACAUAAGUGGCGUUAACAUUGUCAAAAAUGGCGAUUUAGUGAGAUUGGAACACAUUGCGACAAAAAGAAACCUCCAUUCUCAUAAAGAACAAGCCCCCAUCACCAAAAAACAUUAUCAAGUCACAGGAUAUGGAGAAAAUGGUACAGGAGACGCAAAUGACGUUUGGCGUGUAUCCAUCCAAGGUGUCAAAGAUGGUACAGAACUGACAGCGGUAACCAGCAAAAUAAAAUUCGUGCACUAUUUGCAAUCGUGCGUUUUGACGACUAGCGGCAAACAGCUGCCGAAAUGGGCGUACGAACAGCAGGAAGUUUCGUGUAAUCCAAACUUAAGAGACGCCAAUGGACUAUGGAACGUUGAAGAGAAUAUAUUUGAUAAAUUGGCGAAUGUUAGCUUUGAAGUAUACGCACCAAGUUUCUUUGAAAGGUUCAUAGAAUCUCAUGCUGUUAUGUUCCAAGGAAAUUCUGGCUUGAAACCCAAGGAAGGGGAAAUUACGUCAAGACCUUGGCAGUGGCCUAUAAAUUAUAGGGGUCAAUUUUUUUCAGGUUCCACAUAUAGAAUAUACCUUUUAGGAAAUCCAGUGAUAUGGUGGAGCAAUUUGGUUUUCAUUGUGAUAUUUUUAAUAAUAUUUGCUAGUAAUGCAAUCAAACAGCAGAGAGGUUACAUAAAAUCUUUUACAGAUUCCCACAAGCAAAAGUUGGUUGCUUGUGCCUGGCUCUUCCUAGGCUGGCUUUUGCAUUACGUGCCGUUUUGGGCCAUGGGUAGAGUCCUGUAUUUCCAUCACUAUUUCCCUGCCUUACUUUUUAGUUCGAUGAUAACAGGUAUUACUAUUGAUUACCUACUGGAAGAAGUCCCAAAACUAUUUUCAGAAAACAUAUCAAAUAUGGUAUACCACACGGCGUUGGGAAUCAUUCUUUCAACCAUCGUUUACAGCUUUUACCUGUUCGCCCCCCUGGCUUAUGGUAUGAAUGGCCCAACCGCCAAUGAAGUCAAUUCUACCAUGCAUGGGUUGAAAUGGAUCGAUUCGUGGGAGUUUUAGGUUAAGAAUUUUUUAGUGUAAGUGUAACGGAGUCCUUAUUUAUUCAAGAUGAUUGUUGUUUAUUUUUGUACGAC
Messenger RNA from Brassicogethes aeneus, 2227 nucleotides. Lineage: Eukaryota; Metazoa; Arthropoda; Insecta; Coleoptera; Nitidulidae. The record is from the annotation of a GenBank genome assembly.